Messenger RNA from Phoenix dactylifera (date palm), 1464 nucleotides. Its product is annotated as anthocyanin synthase-like. NCBI's taxonomy places the organism in Eukaryota, Viridiplantae, Streptophyta, Magnoliopsida, Arecales, Arecaceae. The record is from RefSeq and is a predicted model, not a curated record.
CCCAUUGGAGCAGCAGCAGCAUUCCAGCCUUCGAACACUUCAAACACUUACAAGCCCUCCCCUUUGUGCGUUAGAGAGUGGGAGAGAGUGAGAGAGAGAGAGAGAGAGAGAUGGCGGCCAAGGUGGCGUCGGCGGCGGCGAGAGUGGAGAGCCUGGCAAAGAGCGGGCUGGAGGCGAUCCCGACCGAGUACGUGCGCCCGGAGUCAGAGCGUUUCGACCUCGGAGACGCAUUCGAGGAGGAGAAGAAGGCCGAGGAGGGGCCCCAGAUCCCCGUGGUGGACCUCAAGGGGUUCGACACGGAGGACGAGGCGGUGCGGCGGGCGUGCGCGGAGGAGGUGCGGAGGGUGGCGUCGGAGUGGGGGGUGAUGCACAUAGUCAACCAUGGCAUCCCGCUGGAGCUCAUCGAGAAGGUGAGGAGGGUGGGGAAGGAGUUCUUUGAUUUGCCCGUCGAGGAGAAGGAGAAGUAUGCGAACGACCAGUCGUCGGGGAAGAUCGCCGGUUAUGGGAGCAAGCUGGCGAACAAUGCGAGCGGGCAGCUGGAGUGGGAGGACUACUUCUUUCACCUCAUCUUUCCCCAUGACAAGGCCGACAUGUCCGUCUGGCCCAAGCACCCUGCCGACUACGUUGAGGUGACAAAGGAGUUUGCCGAACGGCUAAGAGGGGUGGCGUCCAAUAUGCUGGUAAUUCUUUCCCUGGGUCUGGGACUGGAAGAGGGGAAGCUGGAGAAGGAACUUGGCGGCAUGGAGGACCUCCUUCUCCAGAUGAAGAUCAACUACUACCCCAAGUGCCCGCAGCCCGACCUCGCCCUCGGUGUCGAGGCUCACACCGAUGUGAGCUCGCUCUCCUUCAUCCUCCACAACAUGGUGCCCGGGCUGCAGGUCUACAAGGACAACAAGUGGGUCACCGCCAAGUGCGUCCCGGACUCCAUGAUCGUGCACAUCGGCGACACCCUUGAGAUCCUGAGCAAUGGCAACUACAAGAGCAUCCUCCACCGGGGCCUCGUCAACAAGGAGAAGGUCCGGAUCUCGUGGGCGGUCUUCUGCGAGCCUCCCAAGGAGAAGAUCGUGCUCAAGCCACUCCCGGAGCUUGUGACCGACCAGAUCCCGGCCAAGUUCCCCCCUCGCACCUUUGCUCAGCACAUCCAGUACAAGCUCUUCAAGAAGUCCCAGGAGGACGUCGCCUCUCCGAAGUGAGGUUGCACUGCAGUACUCUUUUCGAACUCCAAAGUCCAAGCCAUUUCUCUUGCCUUGUGAUAUGCGGGCCGAGUUGAGUCGUGAACCUUUUGUCACUUAUGUUGUCGUCGUCUAGGGGGUCAAACUACUCUUUGUCGUGUUGUGGUCAGCUUUUGCCUUCUUGGUUGCUACGUGAAUGUUCUACUAUAAUAACCCUCACGUCCUUAUGAAGCUUGAUGUCGUGCUCGAGUUUGAAUCUUUCGAAAUAAAAAAUAUAAAAUAAUAAACUAAA